AUGGCGUCGCGCGGGCGGGUCGCCUUGCACGGAGGUCACUUCGGACGCGUGUCACUCUCCACGGCGCGUGCUCCCACCUUUUUCUCAAUCGCCCAGCGUCAAGCGCCACCCCACCGUCCGCGCCCGCAGCCAGCUAGCGAGAUCAGCAUGUCCCCCGCUUCCCUGGACCAAGAGUACCCUGCGACGCAUCGCGACGCGUUUUGCAUUCCGACCUUCGGCUCAAUGGGCCUGCCGCUGCCCGCGGCCGCCGACCCCACCGCCCCUACGCACUACCUCUGCGGCAACUCGCUCGGAUGCAUGCCGCGCAGCACCCGGGCAGCGAUCAAUCGCGAGCUGGACGCGUGGGCGGAGCGCGGCGUGGAGUCGCAUUUCCGGCACAGCGGCGAGCCCGACGGAUUUACGUCGUGGGUCGACAUCGACUUGCCGCUGUCGAGGCUCAUGCCGCCGCUCGUGGGCGCGCGCGAGCACGAGGUCGCGGUGAUGGGCUCGUUGACGGCCAACCUCAAUGCGCUGUUGGUGGCGUUUUACCGGCCCACCGCGUCCCGCUUCAAGAUCUUGUGCGAAAAGGGCGCGUUUCCUUCCGACUUCUACGCUUUCUUCAACCAGUGCGCGCUGCACGGGCUUCGCGCCGACGACGCGCUGGUGCGGCUCGAGCCGCGUGCGGGCGAGACGUAUUUGCGCACAGACGACGUUCUUGCCGCCAUCUCCGAGCAUGCAGACUCGCUUGCGCUCGUCUGCCUGCCCGGCGUGCAGUAUUACACGGGCCAAUGGUUCGACAUGGAGCGCAUCACACGUCAUGCGCACCAGUUCCCCAACGUGGUUGUUGGAUGGGACUUGGCGCACGCCGUGGGCAACGUUCCGCUGCAGCUGCACGAUUGGGGGGUCGACUUUGCGUGCUGGUGCUCCUACAAGUACCUUAACGCCGGGCCCGGCGGUAUCGCCGGCGUCUUUGUGCAUGAGCGGCACGCCGGCGGCGCCAGCGGCGCCGACACCGGCCCCAGCGACAGCGACAGCAAGAUAGCCGCCGAGCUGAUGCCCCGUCUCGCCGGCUGGUGGGGUAACAACCGCGAGCGCCGGUUCCAAAUGAAAGAGCAUUUCGAGCCGAUCCCCGGGGCCCUCGGGUUCCGCCAAUCCAACCCCAGCGUCGUGGACGUGGUGGCGCUGCGCGCGUCGCUGGAGAUCUUUCGCGAUUUCGGCGGCAUCGACGCCGUCCGUAAGCGCUCCCUGUUGCUCACCGGCCGUUUGCUCGAGCUGUUGCAAGCGUCGCGGUUCUACCAUGCGCGGCCGCCGGCGGCGGCCGCACCUUCGGCCGCACCCGGCUUCACGAUCAUCACGCCCCUGGACGCGCGCGAACACGGCGCGCAAUUGUCGCUUUUGUUCUUCCCGCACUCCGACGACGCGCGUCGCGACACAAUGGAGCGCGUUUUUGCGUACCUCAACCAGCGCGGCGUGAUUGUGGACGAGCGCCGGCCCGACGUGAUCCGCAUCGCGCCCGCGCCCCUCUAUAACACGUUUGAGGACGUGGAGCGUGCUGCUGCAUUGCUCGAAGAGGCGUUGGCGUCGCUGGAGUAG
Messenger RNA from Lachancea fermentati, 1572 nucleotides. NCBI's taxonomy places the organism in Eukaryota, Fungi, Ascomycota, Saccharomycetes, Saccharomycetales, Saccharomycetaceae. The record is from the annotation of a GenBank genome assembly.